ACAUGCGUUCUGACAGAUCCUUCUAAAGCGGACAACGUCCACCUUUUAUAGCGGUCAAAUCAAGCAUAUAAUUUCUCGUUUGGGAUACUCAUCGACUCAGAAAGCAAGCUUUACAGUGGACCAUCUGCUGGCAUCAGCUGCAACAGGACUACUGCACAGGGCAUGGUUUCCGUCGCUCCUUCUCUUCCCUUAUCCGUUUUCCGGCAGAGAAGGGAGUGAGGAAAGCUGGAGAGGAGAGAACGCACCGCGGCCUUGGGCUUUGUGUUUGGUGCUUGUUCUUGUUCUGUGCUCAGGGUAUGUUUUGGCCGCUUGCCUGUCUGCACUGAACAAGAGUUCAAAAGUCCUCACUGAGUCACCGUUGCCGUCUGGAGAGACAGUGUGGUAUACUGCCUCGCUCACCAGUACAGUCUACAACACUGAGGAGUAUCGAGGACUGAGGAGUUCACCAUGACACACAUCAACAGUCCCCCGUUACUGAUGCCACAGCACUGAACUCAUCCGCCUUCACCAUGUCUGAGUAUCCAGAAGGAGACAGUCCUCUUCUUCAGCUGCAGGAAGUGGACUCAGGCCGAGUGGGAGGUCACGUCCUCUCCCCCAUCUUCAACUCAUCCUCUCCAUCUCUGCCAGUGGAGAAUCACCCAAUCUGCAUCCCAUCGCCCUACACAGACCUUGGCCACGACUUCAGCACUCUGCCCUUUUAUAGUCCCGCUCUGCUGGGGUACAGCACGUCGCCUUUGUCGGACUGCUCGUCUGUGCGCCAGUCGCUAAGCCCGACUUUAUUUUGGCCACCUCACAGCCAUGUUUCCUCACUUACAUUGCAUCAACAACAGACUCGACUACAACAAAACCAUGCUACUAGUGGGAAUUGGACAGAACAUACACCACAUGAUCAUGUUGAAGAGGAAAACAGCAAACCACUUGUGAAGCGGGUAGCAGAUACAGAGGAGACAUCUGUGUCUCUGAGAGGUAAAGCUGACAUGCACUACUGUGCCGUCUGCAGUGAUUACGCCUCUGGAUAUCAUUAUGGCGUGUGGUCGUGUGAAGGCUGCAAAGCCUUCUUCAAGAGGAGUAUACAAGGACACAAUGACUACAUCUGUCCUGCCACAAACCAAUGCACUAUCGACAAGAACCGCCGCAAAAGCUGCCAGGCCUGCCGACUCCGAAAGUGCUAUGAAGUUGGAAUGAUGAAAUGUGGGUUGCGGCGAGAUCGUAGCAGCUACCAACAGAGAGGAGCACAGCAGAAGCGACUGGUCCGAUUCUCUGGCAGAAUGAGAAUAACUGGUCCGAGGUCUCAAGAGAUAAAGAGUGUCCCCCGUCCUCUCAGUGGUAAUGAGGUGGUUCGCAUAUCACUGAGCCCAGAGGAGCUAAUCUCCCGGAUCAUGGAAGCAGAGCCGCCGGAGAUUUACCUCAUGAAAGACAUGAAGAAGCCCUUCACUGAGGCAAACGUCAUGAUGUCACUGACCAACCUGGCCGACAAAGAGCUCGUGCACAUGAUCAGCUGGGCCAAGAAGAUCCCAGGUUUUGUGGAGCUUAGUCUUUUCGAUCAGGUGCAUUUGUUGGAGUGCUGCUGGUUAGAGGUGCUGAUGCUGGGAUUGAUGUGGCGCUCUGUUAAUCACCCUGGAAAGCUCAUUUUCUCUCCAGACCUCUGUCUCAGCAGGGAUGAAAGCAGCUGUGUGCAGGGGUUGGUGGAGAUCUUUGAUAUGCUGCUGGCAGCCACGUCCAGAUUCAGAGAGCUGAAGUUACAGAGAGAAGAGUAUGUGUGUCUCAAAGCCAUGAUCCUCCUGAACUCCAACAUGUGUCUGGGCUCGUCUGAGGGAGGAGAAGAUCUGCAGAGCCGCUCCAAGCUGCUGUGUCUGCUGGACUCGGUGACUGACGCUCUGGUUUGGGCCAUCUCGAAGACUGGCCUGAGCUUCCAGCAGCGCUCCACCAGACUGGCCCAUCUGCUCAUGCUGCUCUCACACAUACGCCACGUCAGUAACAAAGGCAUGGACCACCUGCACUGCAUGAAGAUGAAGAAGAUGGUUCCUCUGUAUGACCUGCUCCUGGAGAUGCUGGACGCUCACAUCAUGCACAGCUCCCGUUUGUCUCACUCCAGCCCUCGAGCGCCUGCUGCUCACAAAGACAACAAGAGUGUCCAGGACGCCUUUCCCUGCAGCUCACAUCACGGGCCCUAAACACGGCCCUCACAGACACAGUACUUAAGGAUGAUCUGUAGUUUCGGGAGGAUGGACAACAAAAACACCCAUAUAAAAGCAAGCAGUAGGAUUUCACAAGACGAAAAGCAUCAUGGAUAUCUUGAAUGUUUUUCCUGUUUUCAAAUGUUGGCAAUUGCUGUGAAAUCUCUUUGUUGUUUCCACACAACUCUGACAACUUUUUUUAUGAUUUUAUGUAGCUGAACCGCAAAGAAAAAAGAAAAGAAAUGAAUAGCCACAUUGGAUUAUGGAUUUCAAGAGAUUUUUGGAAAUUUCAUCGCACGGUGAACCAGUAGACAAAUAAUUUCAGACAUUAUAUGCAUAAUGAAGGCCAUCUGGUAGGAGAAAACCAAGUAAACCAAACAUGCCCACCUCCAUUUAAAAGAAAAAACCCAGUUCAAACUCCAUUAAGAAAGUAUAUUGGUGCCGUGACCCGGAUGACAGUAGGUUUUAGUAAAUCUGUCAUCUCUGGCCUCGAGAGACUGUGACUUUUAGCAUUAGCCUUGUUAGCAGCCUGCCGCUCAAAUACUCACCAGUUCAGAUUCCGCUGUAAGUCGGAUGGGGUUAUGAUGUCCAUGAGUAUUUUAGCCUCAUUUUCAUGAAAUCCGUGACAACGUGGACAUGAGCAGUGUACUAUCUCUACUUUUUCUCUUUCUUACAUAAGCUUGCUACUUUCACAUUCUGUAAAAUGAAACAAAAUGUAGUAAACUCAUUACUAUUGACAAUACUGGCAGUAAGAGCAGAUCUGAUUUAGUCCCUGGUAAAUGGACAGAAUUAUUCUUGAUAGAUGAGACUGUAUGCAGGAUUAUAUGCAGAGUGAACAGAUCAUAUUCUGGACUGAAGGCAAGCAGUAUUUUAGACUGUCAGAGCAAAAAAAUGAAUUCUGAAUGAAUGAAUGUCAGCCGGAUGUUUCAUUUACAUCUAUUGUUUUUGAGAAAUGUCACCAUUGCAAAAUGGCCUUGUGCACAUUUUAGUGAUUAAUUCUGUUCUGCAAACAGUCAUUUACGUACUGGAGUGACAGCCGCAUUUUACAGCCAGGGCCGUGACCAUAUCUUGAUCACUGGAGGGUUUGUGUUAGAAACUAUUAAUUAGGAAAUUCCAGGUCUACUUCUAGUGGAAAGGUAUUUGCACAAAAACAAACAAAAAAAAACAACUUUCAUUUCAUUUAAAUUCACUUUCAUUUGUACACCUCAUAUGUCGUUAGAAAAGACAAUAAUUAGGUAAAUAACAUCAAUUCAACAUGAUGAAAUCUGAGUUAAAAGCAUUACUGUUGGCUAAUGAAUACUUAUACCAUAAAACCCACACGCUCUUUUGUUUUAGAACAAAUCUGUUGUUGUGAACCAUAAACCCUGCCUUCUCUAAAUUGAUUGAUCAUUUUGAUAUUGAAUGGACCAGCCUGAAAGUUUUAAAUAUAUUGUCAUUCUAAUAAUGUUACGCAUGUAAAAACUGGGGGACAGUUUGUGAGUCAUGGGUCACCUUAACAUUUAUGGUGGUUAUGGCUCUGUCUAAAUAAACUAAAUUAACUCGUUAAAAAGUAGGUAGUGACAAGCGCAUUUAGAAAAAAACUCUAUGCACUGUAUAUGGAACCAGUCAUUUCACUCACUUCAUGCAGCCAUCUUUGAAAUGCUUUUCAGGCAGCUAUUUCCAUCAUGCAGCUCAUCAACUUUUCCUAACUCAUUCACUAGGUUCACUUAUUCACUACAAUUAUGUUUCAUAUUUGAAAUCAUCAAAGAAAUAUGACGACUGUCUUCUAUUCGUUGUUUUUUUAAACUGUAAAUAAGCCUAAAAAGCUUAUCAAGCGAAGAUUUUUCUGCUGCCCAUUGCCCUUUUCCCCCUCAUUCAAAAAUAAUUUCAUUCACUGAAUUAGUUGUUAUUAAAUCAAAGCAUGCAUCUCUACACUCUUCUGUAAGUUAAGAGCAGAUGAAAACACAAGGAAUGAGGAACAAGGAACACCAACUAAUUUGUUAUUAGAGCUUGCAAAAACAAAACAAAGAACAACCCUUAAUAAACCAGUCCAAAUACAUUAGUCUGAAAAUAAUGCAAAAAUGUUGUGACCUGGAUUAUGCUCCCUUAAUAAGCCAGGUCUAAACUACAAGCCCAAGGGUCCCUGGAUUGUUCAUCCGCCAAUCAUCUUCAACAAAAACAAUGCUUAAAGUGUGGUAAUUAGGGCUGCACGAUGUAGGAAAAAUCUGACGUUGCGAUAUUUUAUUUUUAAUAAUAAAAAUAAAUAUUUUUAUUUAGGCACAGAAAUUUAUAUUUUAUUCGGGUACAGAAAUUGAAUAACCACAAUGAAAAAAAAAAAAAAAGAUUUUACUUUGUUUUGUAUUGUUUCCAGUCCAAACAUCAAAAUUUCUUAGAGCAAGUAAAAUAUUGUUUUGUUUUCACCGUCAGAAGACAUAAGAAAAAUUUUUGAGAUUUUCCUUAAAACAAGCCAAGUUAUCUUCCAGUGGCGUAAGCAAAAUAAUCUUGUUUUCACUUUGAAGUGUAGAUAUUGGGACUAAAAACAAGACAAAUUUUUUUUUUCAUAUAAAUUCUACAUAAAUACAGUGAUUAAAUAAAAUUCUGUGGCUCUUGCUAUAAUUCAGAAUCAACAUUGCAUAUAUUUGCGAUAUGACUAUUGCGUAUGCGCACACUGCGAUAUCGAUCCUAAACCGAUAUAUUGUACAACUCUAGUGAUAACCAUUGAUUAAUUGACUGCACUGUUGACAUAUUAGUAAAUAGCGCACCUGUUUGCUACAUAUACAUAUGAUAUUUAAAUAAUAAUGAGGACAGGACCCCGUUGUCAAUUACUCCAUAUCGAAUACCAAACAGGUUAUUAGCGUUACCUCAGUUGCAAUUUUGGGAGUUAGCAGUGUUCCAGACUUAAGCUGCGGUCACACUGGGCUUUGUGUGUGCAAAAUUCUGUCGUACGAUGCUGCGAAAAGGGGUGGGAUUAAACUAGCUGAUUAGACAUUUAAAAGAGCGAGCGUUCUGUUCAGAGAGGUCAUGUUCUGAUCCUCGAUGGUCUCACACAGUCAAGCGAUGCGAUUUCGCAGGUCAGAGUUCACCAAGCUUAAACUUUGCACCGCAGCAACCUGCGAAACUUAAUGCAUGACCCUGCGUUUCCGGUCUGACGCAUUCGCGUGCGUAUGAAUGGAAGUCCAUGGGAGGAAAGGUCAAGUGUGACCGCAGCUUAACAAUGAAGAAUGAUUUAGGGCUGGGGUGUCCAAACUUGGUCCUGCUGAGUUUAGCUCCAACUUGCCUUAACACACCUGUCAGGAAGUUUUUAGUAUGUCUAGUAAGAGCUUAAUUAGCUGGUUCAGGUGUGUUUUAUUAGGGUUGGAGCUAAACUCUCCAGGACACCGACCCUCCAGGACUGAGUUUGCACACCCUUGUUUAAAGGGAUUCACUCCUGUAUAAAUGCGGUUGUUACUCCUGAAAUGAUACAGCGUGUGUGUGUGGCAAAGAAAACAAAACAAUCUAUCUGCCUUUUCAUUCUGUGAACAACCUUUAACACCAUAAAGGCCUUGUGCAAAACAUUUUCUAGGCACAAUUCAUCAACGUACUCCACUGUGAAAAGCGUUCUGUUUGCAAGAUGCUCCACAACUACCAAAAUGACUCGUUGUUGCACUUUACAAGUUCUCAAAUAUCUGGAGCCUUCGUUUGAGAAUCCAAAAAGCCCAAAUAUUGCAGUGCCUACAGUGAUGAUUUUACUUUCUGUCUUUUUGUGUAUCCUAAUAAGGACAAAUAUUACUGUAGAAGCAUAAGCAUUCAAUUUAGAAAGAUAGAUUUUGAUAAACGCACAAAUGCAGGCAAACUAUUUAUAAAUGUUUCUGUAUCCGCUGGCAGCCAUCCGAAUUGUAACUUUGUUUUGAAAAGAAGUGCCAAUAUCGAUUUCAGAGGUUUUUGUAAACUGGUAAGAGCUAAAGAGCAGCUGUAAAGCAGUUUAGUUGAAGAAAACAAUGUUUAUUUUUAAACACAAAACAAAUGUUUAAUUUGUAAAAUGUUUUCAAAGUUGACUUUCUGUACACACGUCUUUGUGUUCGACUUUGCAACGCAUAUGUAACAAUGUGUUAUUUACACUUGGGUGAAUUAAAAUGUUUUAAAUGUG
Molecule: messenger RNA, 6282 nt
Organism: Danio aesculapii
Lineage: Eukaryota; Metazoa; Chordata; Actinopteri; Cypriniformes; Danionidae
Gene: esr2a
Product: estrogen receptor 2a
Exons: 12
Coding region: 510-2174 (554 amino acids)
Biological process (GO): estrogen receptor signaling pathway; regulation of DNA-templated transcription; cellular response to estradiol stimulus
Cellular component (GO): nucleus
Molecular function (GO): zinc ion binding; nuclear receptor activity; nuclear estrogen receptor activity
Source: RefSeq, a predicted model, not a curated record